CAUAGAUAGAAGAAAAUGCCCCACAUGAAUGAGUUCCCUUCCCUUCCAAGACAGCUGAGUGAGUUGACUAACGCAGAGUUGUAUGUUUCCGGUACGAAACAAAACAAAAACAACGUUUCUCAAUCCCCCGUUUCUUUCAUCUUCCUCCUCAUUUUAGUCCCCAAAUCUCCCAUCUUUAUCUUCGAUUCUCAUAUGAUGUCGAACCCCGUUGAACCAACCAAGAUUGACGAUGCUGGAUCCAAUUCCAACGUCGAGAACCCUACUCCGGCUGUCUCUGCCAUUAACAGGCGUUGGAAAAGGGAGGAUUUGUUUAAUAAAGGCUCUCUCUUUCUUAGAGGAUUGGCUUUCUUCUUCUCUUUGCUAUCUUUCAUUAUCAUGGCUUCCAACAAACAUGGUGGUUGGAAAAAUUUCGAUCGCUAUUCUGAAUACAGGUAUUUGUUGGCAAUUGCAGCUCUAUCGAUUUUGUACAGCGGAGGACAAGCGUGGAGACAGGUGCUUUCGAUUUGGAAAAACAAUAACAUAUUAGAACAACGUUUCUCUGCCAUGCUCGACUUUUUUGGAGAUCAAAUGGUGGCAUACCUGUUGAUAUCAUCCACAUCCGCGGCGAUUCCAUUGACAAACAAUAUGAGAGAGGGACAAGACAAUAUUUUCACCGAUGCCUCAGCUUCGGCUAUCAGUAUGUCAUUUUUUGCCUUCCUAUCGCUGGCACUAUCAGCCAUGGUUUCGGGUUAUAAACUUUCAACUCAAUCAUACAUCUAAUCUAUAGGUGUGCCUUUUAGCUUCAUUCUUUUUUUUUUUUACCCUACAUGAUUAUUUGUGUACUUAUCAUUCAUUUCUCUUGUAUGUAUUUUUGUGUGCAUCAAUGUUGUUCUUUUUCCUAGUACAGUCGACAGAGCAGUGUUCAUAGCUCUCAGCUCCGUCUCUUUUCAGUUUUUUUUUUUCUUUCCCAUGUUUAUGGUUUGAUUGUCUUGAAAGUUGUUGUGUCUUAAAUUACACGUAAGCUUAAAGUUGUGAUAAGCAGUCAUUGUGCAUAGAGAUGUAUCUGCAAUGCAUGAAUGUGAUGAAUAGAAAGACAAAAAGGUUGAAGUCGAAACAGGAAAA
Gossypium arboreum is the source of this 1101-nucleotide messenger RNA. Its product is annotated as CASP-like protein 4B1. The record is from RefSeq and is a predicted model, not a curated record. The coding region runs from base 16 to 759 and encodes 247 amino acids. NCBI's taxonomy places the organism in Eukaryota, Viridiplantae, Streptophyta, Magnoliopsida, Malvales, Malvaceae. The transcript is spliced from 3 exons.